AUGGCACGAACACGCUCAAAACCCGCCAAGGCGACACCUACAGAAACUACACCAGAGCCCACCACAUGUACCUCAAAGUCACUCCCCGCAAGUGCACCAAACCCACCCAAACUUUUUGUCUUGCCUAAGAAUGCCUCUCGGGAUGCGCGCAUAGUCACUCUGGAUAAUCCUGCAAAUGAGGCACCGUCGCGCUACUUCUUUUGUCCAAAAAGGGGCUUCUACGAAUUCACUCGCAUUGCGGCCCCAAAGAAGGACUGCCGAAGUUGGCUCAUCACCAGUAACGAUGGCACUACACAAGAACAAGAGAAGGAAGAUACAGAUGCCUCAAGAAUAAGCAGUGGAUAUGUCGCCAAAAGCGCAGAUCUUUUCAUCGCCACGCCCAUCGAUCUCCUCUUCCUCAUCCUGCCCGCGCUCGCACCCAAGACCGCAAAAGACACAAAACAGCACUUCCUUGCGUUCGACGACUACCUCGACACGCUGUCUUCUUCAUCGCCGCACUGGAAGGCCCUCCUAUCCCAACAUGCAUCCCUAAAAUCCAUGCUGGAGAAGCGCAUCCACCUCAUCUGCGACACUGUCGACGCCGGCGACGAAACCAUGUACCGCAUCUCCCUCCCCAAACUCAUCGAAGUGCUAGUCGCAAAAGCCGAACGCAUGAUCCAGCGCGGCCUCCCCGCCUCUCUUGAAGAAAAAUUCAUAAAAACCGCCUUGGAAAUCCCCAUCAUGAACAUCAAGCGCGAAGAAAGCACUCUAAGCGCCGUUUCAACCAGCAACACAGAAACCGGCGAGUCAGAAACCACCACCACAAUAACAACACAAGAAGACACCGUCACCCCAGCCCUCACAACACCCCCAGAAAUCCCCCACCUCCUUCGCCUUCGCACAUCCCUAACCUACCUCACAUCCUCCUACCUACCCCCACCCCUAACCUCCCUCCUAACCCCACUCCUAACCCCACGCUUCACACCGCUAUCCACACACCUCUCCGCCAUCGCCGCGCUCAAAGCCGAAGCCGCAGCCCUCCGCAGCAUAACAGACAACGUGUCGCGGAAGCGCGCAGUGCUGGAAGACGAUGACAAGAUGGCAGAGCGGGAGGAGAAGAAGCGGAAGAAGGAGGAGGAAGACAAGAAGAAGAAGAUGGAGGGGAGGGGCAUCAAGCAGUUGAAGAAGGUGGAUACGAGUGGGAUGAGGAAGAUGAGUAGUUUUUUUACAAAAGUGGAUAAGAAGAAGUAG
Bipolaris victoriae FI3 is the source of this 1230-nucleotide messenger RNA. RefSeq lists its product as hypothetical. Gene Ontology annotation, biological process: RNA catabolic process; ribonucleotide metabolic process. The transcript has a single exon. Lineage: Eukaryota; Fungi; Ascomycota; Dothideomycetes; Pleosporales; Pleosporaceae. Gene Ontology annotation, cellular component: ribonuclease H2 complex; nucleoplasm. The record is from RefSeq and is a predicted model, not a curated record. Bases 1 to 1230 code for a protein of 409 amino acids.